Messenger RNA from Radiomyces spectabilis, 2901 nucleotides. Its product is annotated as Sec23/Sec24 trunk domain-containing protein. The transcript is spliced from 13 exons. Lineage: Eukaryota; Fungi; Mucoromycota; Mucoromycetes; Mucorales; Radiomycetaceae. Gene Ontology annotation, molecular function: SNARE binding; zinc ion binding. Gene Ontology annotation, biological process: intracellular protein transport; endoplasmic reticulum to Golgi vesicle-mediated transport; COPII-coated vesicle cargo loading. Gene Ontology annotation, cellular component: COPII vesicle coat; endoplasmic reticulum exit site. The coding region runs from base 1 to 2901 and encodes 966 amino acids. The record is from RefSeq and is a predicted model, not a curated record.
AUGCAACAACCACCUCCGUUCCGACCCAUGCCGCGUCCUCCGCCAGGUCAGCAGCCUCACGGUAUGCCUGUCCGACCAAGACCGCCAUUCAACGGUCCUGCAGCAGCAAGACCACCUAAUCAGCCUCUUCUUGCUCAACCCAUGUCAGUAAAUCGUCCCCAUCAACUGCCUAGACCUAAUGUUCCUGCGUCUGUUCCACGACCGACGUUGCCUUCCCAACCGGUGCCUUCAGCCAAUGACCGAAUGACGCUUAAUCAAGCCACGCCAUCACCAGAGCCGACAAGUCCAAUACAAGCGAAUUCACCUGGUAUCAAUACACACGCGUCGGAACGUCACCGUCGUAAACGCAUGUAUCCGGAGCAAAUCGCAAAAAUGUACACAGAGCAAGCUUCGCCCCACGUGCCACCCGCCCCUUUGGCGGCACCGGGACCAGUACCGGCUCUUCAGUCCUACGGUUAUCCGCAACCUUCUCCGCUUGCCCAACCUACCCAAGCGGCUCCCAGUGCCUACGGACAAAACCCCGUCGACGCUGUCAGUGCACAGCUAGGGAACAUGAGAUUGGGAAAUGCUACUCCGAAUACUCAAACCGUGCCACUGCAAGGAACACGUCCUGUGAUUGGCGAUCUCUACGGACCUCCACCACCUAUCCGCUUACCACCUAAUAUCGCCAUCACGGACUCCCCCUACGCGAAUUGCGACUAUUCGUAUAAAUGCUGUACUGUGAAUGCGAUCCCUGCUACCGAUAGCUUGCUUCGAAAAUCACGUAUGCCAUUGGCUCUAGUUCUGACUCCUUAUCGAACCGUUAAAGAUCUCGAGAUGGCUGUACCGGUCGUCACGGAUAGCGUAAUUUCUCGAUGUCGUAUGUGUAGAACGUACAUCAACCCUUUUGUGACUUUUGUUGAAGGUGGCCAACGAUGGAAAUGUAACAUUUGUUUCCUGCUGAACGAUGUCCCGGCUGCAUUUGAUUAUGAUGCUGUGAGCCAACAACAAGUGGAUCGAUGGAGACGACCGGAACUCAAUUACGGAUGUGUGGAAUUUGUGGCGCCUACGGAAUAUAUGGUACGACCUCCUGAAGCGCCUGCCUAUGUGUUUAUCAUUGAUGUAUCGCAUGCGGCCAUACAAUCAGGAAUGUUAACUAUCGCGACACGCACUUUGCUGGAGACUUUGGAUCGUAUUCCAAAUGCUGAAUCACGAACACGGAUCGCGAUUAUCACCGUCGACAGCGCUCUGCAUUUCUAUAAUCUGGACUCCAAGCUCAGUGAACCACAAAUGUUUGUUGUAUCCGACAUGGACGAGGUUUUUCUUCCACAACCGAUAGACUUGCUUGUCAAUCUCAGAGACAGCAAAUCAAUACUCGAAAAUCUGUUGCAAAAAUUGCCAGACAUGUUCAAAGAUACCGUGAAUGUAAACAACGCCUUGGGACCGGCUUUGCAAGCAGCCUACGAGAUGCUGUCUGCAACAGGUGGAAAAAUCAUCUGCCUGCAAAAUACGCUCCCGAAUACAGGUGUAGGUGCUCUGAAACCUCGGGAAGAAGUGAAAUUGCUUGGAACUGCCAAGGAAUCGACCAUGUUGAAUGCCGCUUCUCCGUUUUACAAAACCAUUGCCGUCGAUUGUUCGCGGUCCCAAGUGGGCUGUGAUAUGUUGAUCUUUGGCAGUCAAUACUCUGAUGUCGCGACCUUGAGCUGCGUUCCUCAUUACACUGGAGGCCAAACCUACUAUUACCCUGGGUUCAAUGCGAACCGAUCCGAAGAUGCCAUGAAAUUUGCUCACGAAUUCUCGGAAUUGAUUGCUGAGCAGAUUGGUUUAGAGGCGGUGAUUCGUAUCCGUGCAUCUCGUAAUUUGCGCAUGAGCGCGUUUCACGGCAACUUUUUCAUUCGAUCCAGCGAUUUGCUGGCGCUGCCCAACGUUCCUCGAGAUCAACAGUAUUGCGUGGAAGUGGCGAUCGAAGAUGAUCUCAAAGGUCCAACUGUUUGCUUCCAAACCGCUUUGCUUCACACUACUUGCUUUGGUGAACGACGGAUUCGAGUCAUUACCAUGUGUUUGCCCGUCACCCAUUCUAUAAGUGAAUUGUAUGCAAGUGCCAAUCAGCAAGCCAUCGCUGCUUACCUCGGUGCAAAAGCGGUCGAGCGCGCUCUCAGCUCGAAACUGGAUGAUGCUCGGGAUGCCAUUGUCAACAAGACGGUGGAUCUCUUGGGAGUCUACAAGACACAUGUUCUGGGUUCGGCACCUGGAUCGAUUCCUCAACUGGCAGCUCCCGACAAUCUAAAAUUACUGCCGCUACUUGCUUUAGCUUUGAUUAAGCAUGAUGCGCUGCGGCAAAGUUCUCAAAUACCAACGGACAUGCGAGCCAAUGCUAUGAAUCUGCUGCGUACCAUGCCACUGCAGUUGCUGAUUCCUUACCUUUGCGGAAAUCUGUACUCGCUGCAUAAUAUGCCACCUGAGGCAAUAUCUGAUCACGGCGUGAUUCUACCACCAAUUUGUAAUUUGACAGCGGAGAUGCUGGAGCCGCAUGGCUGCUAUUUGCUGGAAAAUGGACAGAACAUGUUCAUCUUUGUUGCACGCGGGGUUGUACCGCAACUUUGCCUUGAUUUAUUCGACGUUCGAUCUUACGAAGGCCUUCGUGGCGGCAAGUUCACGAUGCCGGCGCUUGACAACAAGCCUUUGAAUCGAAAGGUGAACAUGAUUAUUGGAAAAUUGCGGGAGAUGCGUCGAGGAAACUAUUACCCUACGCUGUAUCUUGUGAAAGAAGACGGUGAUCCUUAUUUGCGUCUGUGGUUUAUGUCACUGCUCAUUGAGGAUCGCAGCGAUAACAUCAUGAGUUAUCAGCAAUUUGUUCAGCAUGUGAAAGACCGAGUAAGUGAUUUCAAAGGGGAGAAUCAACACAAGGACUCACGAAUUUAA